This is a messenger RNA of Drosophila subobscura, 1621 nucleotides long. Its product is annotated as cytochrome P450 4e2-like. NCBI's taxonomy places the organism in Eukaryota, Metazoa, Arthropoda, Insecta, Diptera, Drosophilidae. The record is from RefSeq and is a predicted model, not a curated record. Gene Ontology annotation, molecular function: oxidoreductase activity, acting on paired donors, with incorporation or reduction of molecular oxygen; heme binding; monooxygenase activity.
GAUAACUCAAAUCGUUUGUCUAAAUUCGCCCACUUCAGUACCUAACCCAAGUGCUGCUGGCCAUAUUCUGCACUCAUAAUCGCAGAGUUUUGUGGAAAUGUGGUUCGCUUUCCAUGUGAUCUUGGCGCUGCCGCUACUCUGGCUGGCCUACUUGGAGCUAAAGUCGCUGCGGAGGAGGAGAGUACUUAACCAGUUCAAGGGACCCAAAGUACUGCCAAUUGUGGGCAAUGCACAUCAGCUGGGCAGAACACCGCCAGAGAUUAUUGCGCAAAUGUUUGAAUGGUGGCAUCAGCAUGGCAGGGGUAACUUUCGCUACUGGAUUGGAUACUAUCCGAAUUUAAUGGUCACCACUAACAAGUACUUUGAGUUCAUUCUCAGCAGUCAGACGCUAAUAACGAAGGCGGAAGUCUAUAAGCUCACCCAUCCCUGGCUGGGUCUACUCACCAGCACGGGCAGCAAGUGGUUCAAGCAUCGCAAGAUGAUCACGCCCUCCUUCCACUUUAAUGUCCUGCAGGACUUUCACGAAGUGAUGAACGAGAAGUCCACACAGUUCAUCGACCACCUGAAGAAAGUGGCGGCUGGUGACAGCAUUUUUGACUUUCAGGAGCAGGCCCAUUACCUGACACUCGACAUAAUAUGCGACACAGCAAUGGGAGUAUCCAUAAACGCCAUAGAAAACCGCGACUCUGAAUUAGUACAUGCCUUCAAGGACAUGUGUUACAACAUCAAAGUAAGAACAUUUAGUUCGUGGAAGCGCAAUGAGACGCUCUAUCGAUUUGCCUCCGACUAUCCCGCCUACUUGAAGACGGUGAAGAUGCUGCAAGACUUUACCCACGAUGUCAUCGAGCAGCGCUUAAAGGCGCACAAAGAGGGUACCGCUGCAGCAAGUCAGAGCGAUGAGUUUUCGCGGAAGAAGAUGGUUUUCCUGGACACCUUACUUGCAGCAACAGUUGACGGUCGCCCGCUCACGUCGCAGGAACUGUACGAGGAAGUCUCCACAUUUAUAUUCGCUGGCCACGACACGACCGGUGACUCCGGACUGAGUCGGGAAGCAACCUUCCAGGAAAUCUCUCAAAUGAAAUACUUGGACCUGUUCAUCAAGGAGGCGCAGCGUAUUUAUCCAAGUGUUCCAUUCGUUGGUCGUUACACCGAGAAGGACUAUGUGAUUGACGGUGACCUCGUGCCUAAGGGUACCACUCUACAUAUGGGACUAAUGAUGCUCGGCUACGACGAUCGUGUAUUCAAGGAUCCCCAUAGAUUCCGGCCCGAGCGCUUUGAGCAGCAGAAACCAGGUCCAUUCGAGUAUGUGCCCUUCAGUGCCGGUCCCCGCAACUGCAUUGGCCAGAAGUUCGCUCUACUGGAGAUCAAGACGGUGGUGUCCAAAAUUAUUCGCCACUUCCAAGUGCUGCCUGCCCUGGACGAGCUAGAGUCCAAAGAUGGGUACAUAAGUACUACCCUGGGAUAUCGGCCUGAGAAAAAGAAGAAACGCGACUUGCAGCGCCACAAAUACGAUCCCAUUCUGUUGGCAGCGAUGAGCCUGAAGUCAGAGAAUGGCAUUUAUCUUCGCCUCAAAGAAAGGUUUUAGAAUAUCAAUUUGAAAUACAGAGUAUUGCUUCUGGCA